AUGACAAAGAUGCGCAACGUCAGAAAGCUCUCGGCGCUGAUGUGCCUUCUGCUCGCGGUUGGCCCUACUGCUGUUCUCUCGGCUCCCAUCGCUGAUGUCGAAAGCCUGGCCAAAAGGCAAGCAACACACAGCAACACCGAUGCUGCCUCCGUCAUGGGCGCCGGCAUCCCCGACGGACCCAACUUCAACCAAGGCGAUUUCUUCUCCACAAGCAGCGAUGAGCACCACGAUGAGCACCACGAUGCGGACUGCGACGAGGAUGAGCAUAACGAUGACUCGCCGUCCAGCCCGAGCUCGAGCUCUAGCAGCAAUACCGAUGGCGCAUCCUUCAUGAACGCUGGCAUCCCCGACGGACCCAGCUACAACGAUGGGGAUUUCUUCUCCACAAGCAACGAUGAGAGCCGCAAUGCGGGUGACGGUGACAAUGGCUCGCAGUCGGGCUUCAGCACCAGCACCGACGCAGGUGACUUCGCCACGUUUGGUAUCCCCGACGGCCCCAGCGCUAGCUUUGGAAAAUUCUUUCACCAUGAUUAUGAGGAGACUCACUCCGAGCAGCCCGAGACUACGCACAUUCCUGAGCCUACUCCGCCUACGCCUCCUACUUCUGAAGUUCCUGCCCCAGUUCCUCCUCCGGCGCCUCCUGCCCCUGCCCCUGAAGCUCCUGCCCCUGCCCCUCCUGCACCAGCACCAGCUCCCCCGCUGAUCAUUCCUGUACCUGCAGUUGAACGGCCAUGA
Aspergillus novofumigatus IBT 16806 is the source of this 735-nucleotide messenger RNA. Its product is annotated as putative cell wall protein. The transcript has 3 exons. NCBI's taxonomy places the organism in Eukaryota, Fungi, Ascomycota, Eurotiomycetes, Eurotiales, Aspergillaceae. The record is from RefSeq and is a predicted model, not a curated record. Bases 1 to 735 code for a protein of 244 amino acids.